AUACUGGUAUUUACACAAGCGUUAGUUGUUCAAGUGUGUGAGACUAAAAUCUUUGGUUUACGUUUGAAAACGUUUAAAUUAUUAACACAGUUAUUCUAUCACCAUGGCUGAUGCGGCGGCCCGUCAAUUGCAAUACGAAUAUAAAGCUAACUCGAAUCUUGUAUUACAAGCUGACGUACGAUUGAUCGAAAGACGAAGCCGUGAUGAAGCUACCGGUGAAGUUAUGUCCCUUGUGGGCAAGUUGGAUGGGACCAGGAUGGGUGAUCGAGCACAAAGAAGUAAACCCAGUAAAGUUGAAGAGCGUAAAGUCAAACGUCAAAAACGAGAUGAAGCACAAUAUGAUUUUACUAGAAUGAAAGGAGCAACGUUACUAUCUGAAAGUGUCGAUGAGAUAACUGCUAUUGUUUACCGGCCAAAAACACAAGAGACGCGACAAACCUAUGAGGUAUUGUUAAGUUUCAUACAAGAAGCAAUCGGUGACCAGCCACGUGAUAUUCUCUGUGGUGCGGCGGAUGAAGUCCUCGCUGUAUUGAAGAACGAUCGAUUAAAGGAAAAAGAAAAGAAGCGUGAAACGGAAUUACUAUUAGGUGGUGUUUUAGCUGAAGAACGUUUUGCUCUGUUGGUAAAUUUAGGUAAAAAAAUAACAGAUUUCGGCAAUGAGGAUAAACCAGUAACCAAUGAAGAAAAUAUCGAUGAAACUUAUGGUAUAAAUGUACAGUUUGAAGAGAGCAGUGAAGAGGAUAAUGAAGAUGUACAUGGAGAAAUUCGAGAAAUCGAUGAUGAUGGAGAAGAAGGUGAAGAGGCUAAUGACAAUCGUGCUAUACAUGCAGAAAAUCUUGGAGGAACAGAAGAAACCAAGAAAGAGAAACCACUACACCCACUUGAUAUUGAUGCUUACUGGCUGCAACGUCGACUCAGUAGAAUUUACGACGAUGCUAUAGUGUCACAAGCACGCGCUGUUGAAGUUUUAGCUGUUCUUCGCGACGCAGUAGAUGAACGUGAGUGUGAAAAUUCUCUUGUCCUCCUUCUUGGUUAUGACUGCUUCGACUUCAUUAAACAGUUGAAAAAAUAUCGUUUUAUGAUCGCUUACUGCACAAUGUUAGCUUCAUCACAGUCAGAAAUUGAGAGACAAAGAAUACGCAAUAAAAUGAAUGAUAAUCCCAUUUUGGCAAAAAUUUUACGGCAAUUGGAUACUGGAAAGGGAGAUGAUGAUGCUGACGAAACCAUGGAAGCCCGAACACAACGAAAAAGACGAGAGGAAAAUGAAGACACUGGAGGUCCAGGUGGUCAAAUACAAGGAACAAGAAAUACGAUUGAUCUAGAAGAUUUAGCGUUUGUUCAAGGUUCUCACUUUAUGGCUAAUAAGCGCUGUCAAUUACCGGAUGGAAGCUUCCGAAAACAACGUAAAGGUUAUGAAGAAGUUCACGUGCCAGCUUUGAAAUCCAAGCCUUUUGAAGAUCAUGAAAAAUUAAUCCCUAUUGAUCAAUUACCUGAGUACGUUAAACCAGCUUUUGAAGGAAUCAAAACAUUAAACAGAAUCCAGAGUCGUUUGUAUCGGACCGCAUUGGAUAGCGAUGAAAACUUAUUGCUUUGCGCGCCAACAGGUGCAGGUAAAACUAAUGUCGCAUUAUUGUGUAUGAUGCGAGAAAUUGGUAAACAUGUUAAUUCAGAUGAAACUAUUAAUGUAGAUCAGUUUAAAAUUAUCUACGUAGCGCCAAUGCGUUCACUUGUACAGGAAAUGGUUGGGAGUUUUGGAAAAAAAUUAGCAAGUUAUGGUCUUACUGUAUCUGAAUUGACUGGUGACCAUCAAUUGACUCGUGAACAAAUAGCUGGGACGCAAAUUAUUGUUUGUACACCAGAAAAAUGGGACAUUAUUACACGUAAAGGUGGUGAAAAAACAUUUACAUCACUUGUAAGAUUAGUUAUUAUUGAUGAGAUUCAUUUACUGCAUGAUGAACGAGGUCCAGUACUAGAGUCUCUUGUUGCAAGAACAAUUCGAAAUAUUGAGACAACCCAAGAAGAUGUUCGUUUAGUCGGUUUGUCUGCGACUCUACCUAAUUAUCAAGACGUAGCCCAAUUUUUACGUAUCAAACCUAAGACUGGUUUAUUUUAUUUCGACAACAGUUAUCGUCCAGUACCCCUAGAGCAGCAAUACAUUGGUGUUACAGAGAAAAAAGCUUUAAAACGUUUUCAAGUUAUGAAUGAAAUCGUUUACGAGAAGACAAUGGAGCAUGCGGGAAAAAAUCAAAUUUUGAUUUUUGUUCAUUCGCGUAAAGAAACUGGUAAAACUGCAAGAGCUAUAAGAGAUAUGUGUUUGGAAAAAGACACAUUAGGACAUUUUCUUAAAGAAAAAUCGACUACUAUGGAAGUAUUACGCAGUGAAUCAAACGAGGUAAAAAAUCAAGAACUAAAAGAUUUACUGCCGUAUGGAUUUGCUAUUCAUCAUGCUGGUAUGACUCGAGUUGAUCGUACCCUUGUUGAAGAUUUGUUUGCUGAUAGACAUAUUCAGGUGCUUGUCUCAACUGCUACGUUAGCUUGGGGUGUUAAUCUUCCGGCUCACACCGUUAUUAUCAAAGGUACUCAAAUAUAUAACCCUGAAAAAGGUCGUUGGGUUGAAUUAGGAGCUCUUGACGUAUUACAGAUGUUGGGUCGUGCUGGUCGUCCUACGUAUGAUACUAAAGGUGAAGGUAUUCUUAUCACCAACCACAGUGAAUUGCAAUACUAUCUAUCACUCUUAAACCAACAGUUACCGAUUGAAUCUCAGCUAAUAUCAAAAAUGCCCGACAUGUUAAAUGCUGAAAUUGUCCUAGGUACAAUUCAAAAUGUUCGUGAUGCGGUAGUUUGGCUUGGAUACACAUACUUAUACAUCAGAAUGCUACGCUGCCCAAAUUUAUACGGCAUCAGUCAUGAUAAACUAAAAGAAGACCCACUUCUCGAAUUACAUCGUGCAGAUCUCGUCCAUUCAGCAGCUGUAGCUCUCGAUCGUAGUGGUUUAGUUAAAUAUGAUCGAAAAUCUGGAAACUUUCAGGCAACUGAACUCGGUAGAAUUGCAUCUCAUUAUUAUUGUACUCACGAAACAAUGUCGACAUAUAAUCAAUUGUUGAAAAAAACACUCUGUGAAAUAGAAUUAUUUCGAGUAUUUUCAUUAUCAAGUGAAUUUAAACAUCUUAAUGUAAGAGAAGAAGAAAAAUUAGAGCUGCAAAAAUUAAUGGAAAGAGUUCCAAUACCAAUUAAGGAGAGCAUUGAAGAACCAAGUGCUAAAGUUAAUGUUUUGUUACAAGCCUAUAUUUCUCAACUAAAACUUGAAGGAUUUGCUCUUAUGUCAGACAUGGUGUUUGUUACACAGUCAGCCUCACGUUUAAUGAGAGCUAUUUUUGAAAUUGUUUUAUUCCGUGGAUGGGCACAAUUGGCAGAUAAAUGUUUGGCUCUAUGUAAAAUGAUUGAUCGACGAAUUUGGCAGUCAAUGUCACCAUUGCGACAGUUUAGAAAAAUGCCUGAAGAAAUCGUAAAGAAAAUUGAGAAGAAAAGUUUUCCUUGGGAACGAUUGUAUGAUUUAGGACCUAAUGAAAUUGGUGAGUUAAUUCGAGUACCAAAACUCGGUAAAACUGUUCACAAAUAUAUACGUCAAUUCCCAAAACUUGAAUUGGCGACACACAUUCAACCUAUUACUCGUUCGACAUUACGUAUUGAAUUAACUAUUACACCAGAUUUUCAAUGGGAUGAAAAAGUUCACGGUGCAUCAGAAGCAUUUUGGAUUUUGGUUGAAGAUGUUGAUUCAGAAGUUAUUUUACAUCACGAAUAUUUUCUUUUAAAAUCCAAAUUCGCGACUGAUGAUCAUCUAAUUAAAUUUUUUGUACCAGUUUUUGAACCGUUGCCACCUCAAUACUUUUUGCGAGUUGUGUCAGAUCGUUGGAUUGGUGCGGAAUCCCAGUUACCAGUGAGUUUCCGUCAUUUAAUAUUGCCAGAAAAAAAUUUACCUCCAACUGAAUUACUUGAUUUACAACCAUUGCCAAUAACAGCGCUGCGUAAUCCGAAAUUUGAAGCAUUAUAUGUAGACAAAUUUCCUCAAUUCAAUCCAAUUCAAACUCAAGUUUUUAAUGCUGUUUAUAAUUCAAAUGAUAAUGUGUUUAUCGGUGCACCAACAGGUUCAGGAAAAACGACAAUUGCUGAGUUUGCUAUUUUACGAUUAUUUUCUCAAAAUCCGGAUGGACGUUGUGUUUAUAUGGUGACUAAAGAAGCACUUGCUGAAUUAGUUUACGCAGAUUGGCUUGUUAAAUUUGGUCGUAAUCUCGGUAAAAAAGUGGUUUUAUUGACCGGUGAAACCGGUACAGAUUUAAAACUACUUGCAAAGGUUCAUAUAGUAAUAACAACUGCCGACAAGUGGGACGUAUUAUCACGGCGUUGGAAGCAACGUAAAAAUGUCCAAAAUAUCCAACUUUUUAUUGUCGACGAAUUGCAGUUGAUCGGCGGUGAAGAUGGCCCUGUACUUGAAGUAGCUUGUUCACGAGCACGUUAUAUAUCAGCACAGUUGGAAAAACCAACCCGAAUUGUUGCUCUCUCAGCGUCACUGGCAGAUGCUAAAGAUGCUGCUCAAUGGCUUGGUGCCCCUGCUGCUGCGACAUUCAACUUCCAUCCAUCAGUGCGACCAGUGCCAUUAGAACUUCAUGUACAAGGUAUAAAUAUAACUCACAACGCGUCAAGAUUAGCAGCUAUGGCCAAACCCGUAUACAAUGCUAUUUUACGCCAUGCACAAAAAAAACCAAUCAUUAUAUUUGUUCCAACCCGAAGACAAGCAAGAUUAACAGCUAUUGACAUUCUUACAUUUGCUGCUGCCGAAGGUCAACCAUCAAAAUUCUUCCACGCUGAAGAGGCUGAUAUAAAACCAUUUUUAGAUCGCAUGAGUGAUAAGACAUUGAAAGAAACAUUAUCACAGGGUGUUGCUUAUUUACACGAAGGUUUAUCCACUGACGAUCGACAUUUGGUUGAACAGUUAUUUGACAGUGGUGCAAUUCAAGUUGCUGUUGUUACCCGUGAUCUAUGCUGGGGUUUAUCCAUCAGUUCUCACUUGGUAGUUGUAAUGGACACUCAGUCUUACAAUGGUAAAACACAUGCUUAUGAAGAUUAUCCAAUUACUGAUAUACUACAAAUGGUUGCUCGUGCUAACAGACCGCUGGAAGAUGACGAUGCUAAAUGUGUAUUAUUGUGUCAGAAUUCCAAGAAAGAUUUCUUUAAAAAAUUCUUAAAUGAACCACUUCCUGUUGAGAGCCAUCUUAACCAUGGUCUUCACGAUCAUUUUAAUGCCGAAAUAGUUACAAAAACAAUUGAAAACAAGCAAGACGCCGUUGAUUAUUUAACAUGGACAUUCCUGUAUCGGCGUUUAACACAAAAUCCAAAUUAUUACGCCCUUCAAGGAGUGACACAUCGUCAUUUGUCAGAUUAUCUGUCAGAAUUAGUUGAACAGACACUAAGCGAUCUCGAGCAAGCCAAAUGUGUUGCAGUUGAAGACGAAAUGGAUACACUACCUCUUAAUUUAGGAAUGAUCGCUGCUUAUUAUUACAUAAAUUACGCGACAAUCGAAUUGUUCAGUCACUCACUUACCAGCAAAACUAAAAUUCGAGGGUUACUUGAGAUAAUAUCAUCGGCUGCUGAGUACCAAUCUGUUCCUGUGAGACAACGGGAAGAAAAUCUAUUGAAAAGCUUGGCACAAAGAUUACCACAUGCACCUCAAGUAUCAAGAAUGGCUGAUCCACAGGUUAAAGCCCAAUUACUCUUGCAAGCUCAUUUGUCGCGAAUUCAGUUGGGUCCAGAAUUACAAAAAGAUACGGAAUACGUAUUAAGCAAGGCGAUAAGAUUAAUCCAAGCAUGUGUAGAUGUUUUAAGUUCUUCGGGAUGGCUAGCACCAGCCGUUGCCGCUAUGGAACUUGCACAAAUGGUUACUCAAGCAAUGUGGUCAAAAGAUUCGACGCUUAAACAAUUACCGCAUUUCACUGCCGAAACAAUUAAGAGGUGUACGGAAAAGAAAAUCGAGACGGUAUUUGAUGUGAUGGAACUAGAUGAUGAAGACAGAAAUAGAUUGUUACAGAUGACUGAUGCUCAAAUGAUGGAUAUUGCUAAAUUUUGCAAUCGCUAUCCUAAUAUCGAGAUGUCAUACGAAAUUGAAGACAAGGACAGAAUUCGCUGUGGUAACACUGUUAAUAUUGUAGUUCAAUUAGAGCGUGAAGACGAUGUUGGUGGACCAGUUGUUGCACCAUUCUUCCCUCAAAAACGCGAGGAAGGUUGGUGGGUCGUUAUUGGAGAUCCUAAAACAAAUUCACUUUUGUCAAUCAAAAGAGUAAACUUGCAACAAAAAGCUAGAGUAAAAUUAGAUUUUGUUGCUCCUGCAGUAGGACAACAUUCAUACACUUUGUACUUCAUGAGUGAUGCGUAUUUGGGAUGCGAUCAAGAGUAUAAAUUUACUCUAAAUGUUGGAGAAUAUGAAUCGGAAGGAAGUUCUCACUCUGAUUCAGAAUAAGCUUAUUGAAGGAUAAUUCAAUUAUAAAUUGUAAAUUACUUACGGAAAGAUUAUGCAUUAAUUAUUCUCUUUUUUUUUCGAAAGUAGACGUCAUACACAUUAUUAUAAUUAUUAUUAAUUGAUUAUUUAUAAGAUCGUAGCGUAGACGAGAAGUUGAUUAAAUAAUUUUCGAUAUAAUUAAUCUAAACUAAUAUUUCUACUUUUAUGAUUUUGAUGUUU
Messenger RNA from Cotesia glomerata, 6730 nucleotides. RefSeq names its product putative U5 small nuclear ribonucleoprotein 200 kDa helicase (gene l(3)72Ab). The record is from RefSeq and is a predicted model, not a curated record. The transcript has 3 exons. Gene Ontology annotation, cellular component: nucleus. Gene Ontology annotation, molecular function: nucleic acid binding; ATP binding; ATP hydrolysis activity. Bases 104 to 6511 code for a protein of 2135 amino acids. Lineage: Eukaryota; Metazoa; Arthropoda; Insecta; Hymenoptera; Braconidae.